AUGCCUCCUCAGAUCAAAGACGCACACAAGGUAGACGACUCGUCGUUUCCUUACCUCUUCGAGGAAAAUGCUGUUGUACCCUUGAAAACAAGUUCGGACGGCAUCAUUCGUUGCAAUAUCUACCGUCCGAAGGCAGGCGGCAAGAAAUUUCCUGUUCUUGUUACCUACGGGCCGUAUGGCAAAGACAUCCACUACAAAGACUUCCACGGGAAGUCAUUCUCCGAAGUGAACCCUGAGCACCACUCAGAUCAUUCUGCCUGGGAAACGCCCGACCCUGGAUUUUGGACCAAACAUGGUUACGCGAUUGUGCGAGCCGAUGAGCGCGGCCUCGGUCAAUCGCCUGGCUUCCUCGAUACGAUGUCGCGUGGCACGAGCGAAGCCUUCUUCGAUGUCGUUGAAUGGGCUUCUGAGCAGCCAUGGUCUUCUGGAAAGGUCGGUCUUCUUGGAAUCAGCUACUACGCCGGAUCGCAAUGGCGUGUUGCUGCACGUCAACCCAAGGGGUUGGCAGCGAUAAUACCUUGGGAAGGUAUGAGCGACUACUAUCGGGACCGAUGCCGUCAUGGUGGCAUCUUCUCAAACAAGUUUAUCAACUUCUGGUGGAACCGCCAGGUUGUGUCCAACCAGUACGGACUGCCUGGCAGGGCAGCACGGAACUGGGGCCCUGACUGCGUGGACGGCGACGUAUCGGACGAAGAGCGCCAGAAGAAUAGGCAGGACCAGAACAUCGACAACUUGAACAACAAAUUCCGCGAUGAUGAGUACUACGCUAGCAAAGAAUACGACAUGGGUGAUAUCCAGGUACCGCUUCUUUCCGUGGCCAACUGGGGCGGCAUCCUUCUGCAUCUCCGCGGUAACAUUGAGGGUUAUCUUCAGGCAGGUUCCGAAUUCAAAUACCUACGCGUCAUCACCGGUCGCCACGACCUCCCCUUCUACUAUACUGAUGAAGUCGAGGUUCAAAGGAGCUUCCUUGAUGCGUUUCUCAAGGGCGAUGACCGUGUCGGAUGGAGCGUCAAAGGCAAGGUCCCGGCAGUAGACCUAGUCCUCAGGAAGGGUGACGUUGGCUUCGAUGAUGCCAAAGCGGAGAAGGUUUAUGAGCGUAGGAGUGAAACCGAAUGGCCCAUUGCCCGUACUCGGUACACGAAGUUCUACCUCACCCCAGAGCAGUCUCUGACCCCGGUCCAGCCCAUUGUCACUCGCCCCAAAAAGCUGUCGUAUGAGGCUCUUGGCUCCCUGGAAAACCCAAAUCUGAUACAAUUCACUACACCAGCGUUCGAACAAGAGACCGAAAUCACUGGACACAUCGUGGCACACCUCAACGUAUCCAUGUCACCCUAUGCCAGCGGCUCAACGCCUUCAGAUAUCGACCUCUUCCUCACAAUGCGCUAUAUCUCUCCAUCCGGCAAGGAAGUACACUACACCGGUACAGCGGGUGAUCCCAUUCCUCUGGCCAAGGGCUGGCUGCGCGUCAGCCUGCGUAAGACCAACCCAUCGCACCCUCGACACCGGGAAUGGCUGCCUCAUCGCGACUACUUCAGCACUGAUGUGCAGCCUGUCAUACCGGGUGAUAUCUACCCAGUGGACGUUGAGAUCUGGCCAACCAAUGUUAUUGUAGAAAAGGGUGGUAAGAUUGUGUUUGAGGUGAGCAGUGGCGAUACACAGGGAAGUGGUAUUUUCCAACACAACCACCCUGAAGAUCGCAGUGAGAAGAAGUUUGCGGGCAUGAACCAUGUCAGUUUCAGCGAGAGGUACAGCAACUGGGUCAGCCUGCCGAUCAUACCUCAGAGGUGA
Messenger RNA from Paraphaeosphaeria sporulosa, 1788 nucleotides. Its product is annotated as X-Pro dipeptidyl-peptidase protein. Gene Ontology annotation, molecular function: dipeptidyl-peptidase activity. The coding region runs from base 1 to 1788 and encodes 595 amino acids. Lineage: Eukaryota; Fungi; Ascomycota; Dothideomycetes; Pleosporales; Didymosphaeriaceae. The transcript has a single exon. The record is from RefSeq and is a predicted model, not a curated record.